AUGGGGCUGCAGUGCCCAACCUUGGCUUGUGCCAGCCAGAACCUUCCCAGGGCCCUGGGAAAGGGGCAGCUGGUGGGGCCGGGCCAGGGCAGCUCUGAGCUGCGGCUGCCGAGGCACCAAGUGCUGCGCAUCAUCCCCACCACCGAGGAGGAGCUGCAGAAGGUACAUGAGCUGCAGGACAUGGAGGAGCUGCAGCUGGACUUCUGGCUGCCACCCCGUGUCCCUGGGCACCCCGUGGACAUCCGAGUGCCCCUACCCAGCCUCCAGCCCCUCAAAGAGCACCUGGAGGACAACGACAUCUCCUACUCCAUCAUGAUCAAGGACGUGCAGGCACUGGUGGAAGACGAGCGGAUGGAGAUGCUCCCACGCCAGCUGGUGCUCUCCACUGACAGCUUCAACUACGCCGCUUACCAUACCCUGGAUGAGAUCUACGCCUUCAUAGACCUGCUGGUGGCCGAGAACCCCAACCUGGUCAGCAAGCUCGAGAUCGGCCGGUCAACGGAGGACCGUCCCCUCUACGUGCUCAAGUUCAGCAGAGGGGGCACGAACCGCCCGGCCAUCUGGAUCGACACCGGCAUCCACUCCCGGGAGUGGGUGACACAGGCCAGCGGGGUCUGGUUUGCCAAGAAGAUUGUCGAGGAUCACGAGAGUGAUGAGGGUCUGGCCUCUGUCCUGAACGAGCUGGACAUCUUCCUGGAGAUAGUCACCAACCCCGACGGCUUCGCCUUCACCCACACCCAGAACCGCAUGUGGCGCAAGACCAGGUCCAGGCACUCGGGCUCCCUUUGCGUCGGUGUGGACCCAAACCGCAACUGGAACGCGGCGUUUGGAGGCUCUGGGGCCAGCAGAAACCCCUGCUCAGAGACGUACCAUGGACCCUACGCCAACUCGGAGCCCGAGGUGAGGGCCAUCGUGGACUUCGUGAACAACCACGGGAACAUCAAGGCUUUCAUCUCCAUCCACAGCUACUCCCAGCUCCUGCUCUACCCCUACGGCCACACCAGCACCCCAGUGCCUGACCACGAGGAACUGCACGAGAUAUCUAAGGAGGCAGUCACAGCUCUCUCCUCUCUCUAUGGCACUAGCUACAAGUACGGCAGCAUCUUCACCACCAUCUAUCAAGCCAGCGGAUCUACUGUUGACUGGACAUACAACCAGGGCAUUAAAUACUCCUUCACCUUCGAGCUGCGGGACACAGGGCGCUACGGCUUCCUGCUCCCUGCCAGCCAGAUCAUCCCAACGGCCCAGGAGACGUGGCUGGCGCUGAAGGUCAUCAUGCAGUACACGCUGGAGCAUCCCUACUAA
This is a messenger RNA of Nestor notabilis (Kea), 1305 nucleotides long. Its product is annotated as carboxypeptidase A1-like. The transcript has 11 exons. Lineage: Eukaryota; Metazoa; Chordata; Aves; Psittaciformes; Psittacidae. Gene Ontology annotation, biological process: proteolysis. Gene Ontology annotation, molecular function: metallocarboxypeptidase activity; zinc ion binding. The record is from RefSeq and is a predicted model, not a curated record. Bases 1 to 1305 code for a protein of 434 amino acids.